AUGUAUAUCGCCAGUGUUCUUUCGUUUAUGGCGAUGGCGGCCGCGGCCGUGGCCAUGCCUCCCGCAUGCACACUGGCGUGCAUCAACGACCAGGCGCACCUCUGCGCCAAAAGCCAUCUGGACUUCGGCUGUCUGUGUGCUUCCAGGGCCCAUAUCCUCAGAUGUCUGAUCGAUAAAUGCCCCUUUGGCAACUACCUGCCCGCCAGGGACCACUAUCUGGGCACGUGCAUCGAGCGAAUCCCCGCCCUGGCCUCCAGCCCGCUCUACAAUAUUCAUCUGAGAGAGCGCGAGCCACCGUCGGCGUCGAACCAUGCGUACUGGAUCUGGGACGCCAAAAACCCGGCCUCGGGCGUCAUCAUCAACGGCACAACUGUGGUUGAUGCCAACCGCACCAAGAACAGCGCGGCAGGCAAGAGGCUGCCGAAAACGGUCUCGAGGGGAGAUUACUUCAGAGACGAAGAGAAAGCUCGUGACUCAGACAGCAAGCAGCUCGCAACCCUGGAGCAGGAGUACGAAAAGAUGCGGCAUCAGUUCUCGUACAUGCGCAAGCAGUAUGUGGAGUCUGAGGCUAAAGUGCCAAUGGAGCAGCACCUGGGAGACUCCUUGAUUGCGCCGCUGGCUUCCAAAAUCUCCACGCCUUCGUACGAGACACUGCCCGAGUCGAACGCCCCAGAUCCUGCAAAAGAAGAACCCACGCUGCACCUCCGGUUUGCAACCCAGCAGCAAUUGUUUGAUUCGCAUUUCGGAAAGCAGCAACCACACUUUGCAACAGGCAGCCAGGAUAUGGAAGACAUGAUCCGGCAGCUAGAUGACGCACUUGCCAUCGAAAGCGGCGAUUUGGGCGAAGAUGACGAUGAGGACGGAUACGAGGAGGCAACGGUUGCAGACGCCUUGAAAAAAGGGGUCGUCAAAAAGCUGGCAAAGUCUAGAAAAAGCAAGUCUAAAAAAACGCGCGCUAAGUCGAAACACGCUGCCCCCGGUAACAACGGUCUUGCAGGCAAAAAGAUUCGGUUUUCGUCGAAUAUCUUCAGGACGCCCAACUGA
Molecule: messenger RNA, 1044 nt
Organism: Ogataea haglerorum
Lineage: Eukaryota; Fungi; Ascomycota; Pichiomycetes; Pichiales; Pichiaceae
Exons: 1
Coding region: 1-1044 (347 amino acids)
Source: RefSeq, a predicted model, not a curated record